UUGCCCCUAGAUGUAAAGAAGUAUGGGUUGUGUGAAAACACUAAUACAACCGACUUAAGCAGUAUUUUUGUUGUCCCAAUCCACUAUAGCUACAUCAGACCUAUUACGCCAAAUUUACUUUUCCAGGUCUGUGUGAAGACGCAAAAAACAAGGGCAAAAAGAUCAGCUGUUUGUACUUUUCCAUUUUUGUAUUCACUUGGGCUUAUACAAGAAAAUUAGAUUCUCCACAAUUGUGACCUCAUAUAACAAAAGAUUCUCCCCCAGCUCAGUGUUCACAUCAGCCUGGUUAUGCUCAGCUCCGCUGUCCUGUGGGAUCCAUCUGAUGAGCUACAUCUGAAUUUGCCUUGUCUUUCACGAGGUGAGGCCUGGAAUUUCAGUGAAAUGACAACCUGCGUUGCUGAAGACGACUCCAUAUCUUUAGUCAGCCUGUCAGAUAUCACCAGCUCUUCAUCCAUUUCUGAUAAAGUCUGUGUGCACUGGGGAUGCGAGCUCAGUUCCAGCCAAACCACAGCCGUGUUCGAGGCAGAAGAUGAUCUUUUGGAGAACCAGUUCUUCAUUAAAACAAUAUGCCUCAGCGCACAGGCAAGUGACGAGAUGCAUGUAAUUGCUGUAUCUGAUGGAGUAGGCGAGUCCAAGCCUGUCCCGAUCGCCACCCUGCGUCACUGUAUGCCCACAGUCAGCUUUCCUGCUUUGGAGCUCAUGCCACCUGUUACCUUUAGUUUGUGUUCAGGCAAAGGGCCGGUGUUCAUCUCUGCGCAACACAUUACACUUAAUCCUACUGAAAACAUAGAGGAGGCAGAAGAAGAAGACGGUGGAGGAGGAGGAAGCUUCUUGGUUGAUGAUUCAACAGACUGAACCAUCGUGACGUGUCAUGGAUGAACUUGACUAUAUUUUGGGAUCGAAACGUACAGCUUGGAUCUGUGGGUUCAAAUAUUAGCAUGUGUGCUGAAAUGAAAGUGUAUGAUUUAUGAAUCGAAGAAGAAGCAGAGAACCAUGUGAGCUGAAACACCUCGUCAGUCUAGGAGUGUAUUCAGGGAAGCGGGCUGAAUGUAAUGUGAUGUUAUGUGAUGUGAUUUGUCUGCCUUUUUUUGUUUUAGAACUAAUCAGAUACAGAUGCUGAACCCCUGAUCAAGUGAUUGCUGAAAUCAAUCACUGAGCUGCAAAUGAGAGAGGAGCAAAUAUGAUUGCUGUAUUGAAUCCAACCAUGUAUAUGUAUGUAAAUAUAUGGACCGAAGCAGGUUUGAUCAUCUGUCUGAUCCUGAACGAUAAUGAUUUGUACUGUUAAUGUAAUGAACGUGGUGUGUUUUUCAAAUGAAAAUGCAAUUAAAUGUCAAUUUUUUUUUAUCACCUGAUACAAAUCAGCUUGGAUCUCAAAUUAAAUAUUGAG
Messenger RNA from Clarias gariepinus (North African catfish), 1387 nucleotides. RefSeq names its product nucleophosmin/nucleoplasmin, 2a (gene npm2a). The record is from RefSeq and is a predicted model, not a curated record. Gene Ontology annotation, cellular component: cytoplasm; nucleoplasm; nucleolus. The coding region runs from base 289 to 855 and encodes 188 amino acids. The transcript is spliced from 7 exons. Gene Ontology annotation, biological process: chromatin remodeling. Gene Ontology annotation, molecular function: RNA binding; chromatin binding; histone binding. Lineage: Eukaryota; Metazoa; Chordata; Actinopteri; Siluriformes; Clariidae.